Messenger RNA from Phycodurus eques (leafy seadragon), 2584 nucleotides. RefSeq lists its product as uncharacterized. The coding region runs from base 288 to 2123 and encodes 611 amino acids. The record is from RefSeq and is a predicted model, not a curated record. The transcript is spliced from 2 exons. NCBI's taxonomy places the organism in Eukaryota, Metazoa, Chordata, Actinopteri, Syngnathiformes, Syngnathidae.
CUGUUCGACAGGAUCUUUGGGUGGUCCGGCCUGCCUGGAGCAGGAAGCGGUGAGCUAGCAACGAGCAGCGUUUUUGGGAGCCUUCACGAAUCACUCUGCGUUGUCAACAAACGUGAUCAAUGCCUCGGUGCUGUUAAAAGAUGGACAACCUAUACAGGCAAGAAUGUGCAGCUUUGAAGGACACAUUUUUGGACAGUUUUUGAGAGACUGAGGACUUUUGUUUCCAACUCCUUAUGGAAAAUAGUUUUGUGAGUGUUUGGAUAGUUUCUCUUCAUCUCACAUAAGUGAUGCCUUCAGCACAUGGACCACAUCAUUUCAUUAUGGAAAGGCAGAAAGCAUUGAAUAGUGUCUCUUCAACACAAUUCGGUGGAGAGCCAUGUACCUUCAUCUGCACAGAGUGUGGUGAUGGGUUUUCUCAUUACACGCAAGUGCUAGCCCACAUGGCCAUUCAUGGACCUUUGGAAUCGUUUUCCUUUGACGGCUCAUCCAACGGAUUUGAAGUCCCUCGCGAAUACGUGCUGCAGGAAAAUGGCACACUGGCAGUUGUAAACGGCUUUUCACUGUCGCAUUCCUCUGUGAAACCACCAUCUCCUGGAGUCCUGCCACAUUUCACACCCGUUGCCAAACCUUUGUCUCCUAAUCCAAGGCCACAGUCCAUUCCAGAGCCAAAUACCCAUAAGUCAUUGAACGUGAAUGGUCCAAAGGAAAAGCCUCCCCAGGUCGAUUACCGUUGUGAAAUAUGUAGUAGAUCGUUCAACAGCUUGCAUUCUUUACGUUGCCACUAUCAGUACAGAAAAGGAGAGCAAAGUUUCAGGUGUACUUUGUGCUGCAGGCUCUUUGAAGGUCGACAAGCGCUGGAGACGCACCUCCAAGAACAUGCAAGAGAACGGUUCUAUUCAUGUAGUCAUUGUGGAAAGCGAUUCAUUAAAGCAUAUGCUUUGGUUGCUCAUCAAAAAGAAAGUCGUCAUAUUGCCACUCCUGGAAAUUCAGAGAACAAUGAGGAAAACAAGUUUAACAAAACUUAUCCAUGUCGGAAAUGCAAGUUACAUUUCUUUUGGUUGUCAGAUUUUCAGACUCAUGCACAGCACCAUUGCAAAGGUAAAGCAUCUAAUGCUACAUUUGCAUCUGAAAUUGAGGUGAAGUCCAAAAACAAUAAUGACAGACUACUUGAAAACUGUUACAGUAAUGGCAACUUUACUGACCUUAAGGAUGGUCAUGAAAUGAGUGAUCAGAAUACAAGCUACAACAUUGACGCUACACACUCUUUCACACCAUACAGAUGUGGUUUAUGCGGGAAUCGUUUCCCAAAUUUAAUCACACUUAAAGAGCAUCAGCUCACACAUCAGAAUAAGGAAUUGUAUCAUCUGACUCCAGAAUUGAUCACCCCGAAGCAAAGAAUAACACUUAAAUCUCGACAUAGAAGGGCAAAAAGUAAAAAUGGAAAACGAUAUCCCUGUAAAGUUUGUCAGCGUGUCUUCAAUCAUUCAAGUAGUUUGUCGAGGCACAUGAGAUAUCAUAAGGGUACUAUGCACAAAUGUACAUUAUGCGGUAGGCAUUUCCCGCAGCGCUGUGAUCUAAUGAGGCAUCUAACUCUGAAACACAAAGCUGAAAUAGAAAAGAAAACAGGGUUGAAACACUUGCUAUUGCGACCAGAGAGUCAAAAUUCAGGCAAUAAACAGUCUGUAUCAGAAGUAGAUCAAGAGGGGAUGAAACCAAAGAAAACAGGCCGGGUCAAAUAUAAGUGUCAAGAAUGUGGGAAGAGAUUUGGGCUGGCAUAUGUUUACCAGCGCCACUUGCGCUAUCACAAAAGAUGUCACUAUAAGUGUCCCAUAUGUCCUGCGAAAUUUAUGACUGCUUCCUCACUUGAGGUUCACCUUAAGAAUCACCCAAGUGGUUGGGAAAAACCCAAUGUCGAACAAUCAUUUCAUGCCACUGACACAAAUGGGAAGUCUGUGAAGAGCCAUGCAGAUGAUAUUGAGGACAAUGACACAGUGGACCACACCCAAAAUGACAAAAGAAAUUCCAAUGUUGUCUAUGAAUGCACUGAGUGCACAGAGACAUUUUCAUGCUUGGAGCUGUUUCUUCAACACCAGACUUCUCAUGGCUUCGAAAAAAAUGGGUAACUAUGUUUGACCUGUCAUUGAUAUUGCCAAGAAUGGAGCUCUCAAGAGUUGAGCAUUUUCUUAUGUGUAAAUGAUAACAAUAUUGAAAGUACAUUUGCUGCAGUUCUAUUAGAAUUUCUAUACAGUUUUCUGUGGCGUAGGGACAGAAUCUCUUUCUGAAAAUUAGAAUAUUUUCAAAAGCUCUGAAGAAUACUAAACAGUUCUGCAGUUCUAGUACAACAUAUAAUGUUAAUUAGCUGAAAUUUGAUUGUGAACAUUUUCUCACAGUCUAACAUUGAAGUUUACCAGAAAAUUCCACUCAAUACCUGGAGAAAUAAGGAAUGUUACUUUCCAAGGUUUUGUCAAAGACAUACCACAUUUGUCACAAUUUGCAUUCAUUUUUAUAUUUUCUUCCUUGUAUCCAAUCUGUAAUGCAACAGGAUGGUUAUUCAUUGUGAUUUAAUUUUUUUAUUUUUUUUUUG